Messenger RNA from Penicillium chermesinum, 1014 nucleotides. Its product is annotated as glycoside hydrolase family 71 protein. Gene Ontology annotation, biological process: mating projection tip cell wall disassembly. NCBI's taxonomy places the organism in Eukaryota, Fungi, Ascomycota, Eurotiomycetes, Eurotiales, Aspergillaceae. Gene Ontology annotation, molecular function: glucan endo-1,3-alpha-glucosidase activity. The coding region runs from base 1 to 1014 and encodes 337 amino acids. The transcript has a single exon. The record is from RefSeq and is a predicted model, not a curated record.
AUGGCAAAUACAGCCAACUAUGAGUCCCACGAUUGGGAGAGGGAUAUGACUCUCGCGCAGGAGGCCCAUAUCGAUGCUUUUGCCCUCAACAUGGCUUAUUCAGUGGGGGCACAUGAGAAUACUAUCGAAACAGCCUUCCAAGUGGCCGAAAAGCAGAAUUUUCAACUUUUCUUCUCCUUUGACUACGUUGGAAAUGGAUCAUGGCCCCAAGCAGACGUUCUACACCUCUUACAAAAGUACUCUUCGAGUUCUGCGCACUACCGCCACAAUAACAAGCCUUUCGUUUCGACCUUUGAGGGAUUCGAUAAUGCCGACGACUGGAAAGAAAUCAAGAAUAAAACAAAGUGCUUUUUCGUGCCGGAUUGGUCGUCAGUUGGAGCCAAGGCUGCUCUUCAGCUUGCCGACGGCGUGGCUGAUGGCUUGUUCUCGUGGGCGGCGUGGCCCUCCGGCGGCGGGAAGAUGAAUACUCUCGAAGACGCAGCCUUUAUCGACAGCCUCAAAGCAGCAGACAAGCCAUACAUGAUGCCCAUAUCACCCUGGUUCUUUGCUGAUAUGCCAUUCUAUGGAAAGAAUUUUAGCUUCCAUGGUGGUAGCCUAUGGAACGAGCGCUGGGUUGAGGUGUUCUAUAUUGAUCCGGAAUGGGUCGAAAUUAUCUCUUGGAAUGAUUACGGGGAAUCUCAUUACAUCGGACCACUCAAUGAGAAAGGGUUCCAGCUCUUCGAUGCGGAUAAGGGUUCUUAUAACUACGCCAGGGGGAUGCCACACGAUGGCUGGCGGCUUCAGCUUCCGUUUGCGAUUGACGUCUACAAAAACGGGACGGCCUCUGUGAAACAGGAAAGCCUCGUCAUGUGGUAUCGCACUCAGUCGGAAAGCGCUUGUGGCAACAAGAGCUCCGUGGACGACGACCUGAAAAAAGCUGGCGCACAUAAGAACCAGAUAUUCUUCUCUGCGUUGUUGGGCUCGAAUGCUUCUAUAAAAGCUACCUUCGGUGACAUGGAAAAGCAUGCUUCUUAG